This is a messenger RNA of Talaromyces amestolkiae, 6849 nucleotides long. RefSeq lists its product as uncharacterized. Lineage: Eukaryota; Fungi; Ascomycota; Eurotiomycetes; Eurotiales; Trichocomaceae. Bases 1 to 6849 code for a protein of 2282 amino acids. The record is from RefSeq and is a predicted model, not a curated record. The transcript has a single exon.
AUGGAACUAAUCCCAAGCUAUACAAACUACAGGUGGGACAGUUCUGACCCUGAACGACGACCACCGCCAUUGCCUAUGAAUCCCGGUGCUGGCAGCCCGAAAACACGAUCAAACGCCUCCCCAGGCAUUCAAGCAGUCACAGCGAGCCUCGCAGAAAAGAUGCGCGAAAAUGCUCCUAGCCCAUACACGAUAAAUCCUAUGCCUCUCAAAUCAUCUCCAGAAAAAUCCUUGGUCAAAGGGCAAUAUCACAGACGAAUGCAGUCGCUUCAGCCGACAACUGAUGCACGAACCGAGUUCCGCAACUUUGUCGAGAAUAGGUCACCAGAACGAAAGACGCGAUCAUCCACUUUUAAUGAUGACUACUUCGAUAAGAGCCCUACUCGUGUGGGCACAUCAGGAUCACAAGACUCUGGUCGUGACUCGCCGUCUCUUUAUGUCUCCAACCGUUAUCUUUCGAAACCUAUAAUUGGCGAGAACACUCCACCUUCAGCUACCAUGCUGGCGUUACAAAACAUGCAGCUCCCUGGCGACGAGCUUAAAUCGGUUCAAGUGUCAGUGUCUAAACCGGCCACAGCCACAACGCUGCCCGAAAGCAAUUUAUCCGAACAGAUUCAAAGCCUAACAAACAUUGCAACAAGUCUGCAGAAAGAGAUGACAAGUCUGACAAGACGAAGCAAAGAUAACGCCACCGAUUUACUAAGCUUGAAAGCGGCUACGAAUGCGCGCGACGAGGAUAUACGAAAGAGUAUCCGCGAUUUAGCCAACAACAUCAGCUCCAAGCUCCUGGAUCCUGAGAGUGCGAGUACAAGGUCUGGAGCCUUUGGAUCUGUAAGAAGUGGAUAUAGUAUUGACAGCAAGCCAUUCGACAGCCCGCCAAACCACCGGAAAUCGUUUAAUCUUCCUCGGGUAGCUAGUCCUUCAAGCUUCGCUGCAGCUUUGGAGCGUGACCUUUGUGGAUCGCCUGCACCCAUUAGUGACGGCUCUGCGAGCAUUGCACUGCUGGAAAAGGUUUUGCGUGAAAUGGCUACGAAAGAAGCCCAAGAGAAGCUGUUAGAACUUGUCGACGAAGUGAAAAAGAGGCCUGCCAAGGAUGGAAGCACCAAAGAGGCUGACCAGAACGUCACAAAAAUGCUAGAGGAAAUCCUGAACCUUGUCAAGGAGAAUCCGACGAAUCGAGCUCUGAUAAGAUCUGACGCGGAAGAACCUGGCUCUCUAGAACGCACACGAUCCGGCCCAAUUGUUCUCAGCUAUGACUCAAAUGGCGCUGAGAAAACUGCCAUCAGCGAAGAUAUUAUCGGUCUUCUCAACAGAAUCAAGAACAGCGUGGCUGAAGGUGGAGGUCUGACAAGUGAAGUCAAAGCUCUUGUUCGUGAGUUGCGGGGAGAGGUCUUGGGCAUGGGACGAGAAAUCGGCCGGAAACUCGAGGAAGCUUCUAUUUCCAAGUCUGAAGAAGACGCCCCGCGAUCUUUGGGGGCAGACGAAGUUGCAGAAAUAGUUCGUGCCGGACUCGCUGAAUUGAAAGAGCAAAUGUAUUCCAUGAUUCAAGAUCAUCAGCAGACACUCUCGACUUCGUUGACUCGCAGCGGCGCCGAUGCAGAUGACGUUUUCACAGCUGUUCGGUCUGCAUUAGAAGAAUAUUCCCCACAGCAUCUAGCAGCUCCAGCACCGAGCACUGUGGGCAUGGACAAGGAAGACAUUCUUGAAGCAGUCAGAGAGGCUUGGGAAGUGAAUAAGCCAGAAAUUGAACUGCAAAAUUUCGGCCUGGAGCGAGAAGAAAUCCUCGAAUGUCUCACUGAAGGAUUGAAAGCUUACCAGCCCAAGCAUGAUGAGGCCAUGACUUACGACCACGUUUUGGCUGCAGUCCAGGCUGGAAUGCAAAGCUUCGUCCCACCACCUAUCGAAGCGCCACCAGCAAUCACCCGCGAGGAAGUUGCUGAAGCAGUCAAAGAGUGCCUGGAGUCCUUUGAACUAACUAUCCCCGAGCCCAACAUUACCAAGGAAGAUAUCUAUGCGGCAGUAUCGGAAGCAAUGGACAAUCAACAACGCGCACUUCCUCACGCAGAAGACAUGCCCAAAAUUACCCGUGACGACGUAUUCGAAGCCGUAGCCGAAGCCUUGGGCCGGUCAACUUUAGCAGAGUCUCUAAAUGCUGCUGGUCUGACUCGCGAUGAUGUUCAUGGUGUUGUUAUGGAAGCUAUGGCUGGCCAACGGGGGCUUACCAUGGAUGAGGAUGCACCUAAACUUACUCGUGACGACGUCUUCGAAGCCGUAGCAGAAUCUCUCAAUGCUGCUGGUAUAACCCGUGACGAUGUUCAUGCCACUGUUAUCGAAGCUAUGGCUGGCCAACGGGCGCUUCCCAUGGAUGAGGAUGUUCCUAAACUCACUCGUGACGACGUCUUCGAAGCUGUAGCAGAGGCCAUGGCUCGCUCAACAUUGGGAGAGUCCCUUAAUGGGACUAGUCUAACCCGUGAUGAUGUUCAUGGCGCUGUCGUUGAAGCCAUGGUCGGCCAACGGGCAAUCACUCAAGAUGAGUCCGACACUGGAUUGUCUCGGGAUGAUGUCUUCAAUGCGGUUACGGAAGGUCUGGCGGCACACUUUGCGGCUGCCAAGGAAAUGGGCGAGUCAUCGGUUACUCGAGAAGAUGUCAUGCAAGUCAUCAAUGAUGCUCUGGCUUCUCAUAGUAACGCUCUGGUCACGCAGGAGCCUGCUUUGACUCGAGAAGAUAUUGUCAGUGCAAUCUCGGAAGGGUUAGUUAACCAGAGCUCUAUCAGCCGAGAAAUCGAACUCAACAAAGAUGAUCUAUUCGAGGCUGUGACUUCUGGCCUUCAGGAGGCGGCAGCUUCUUCUCAGCUCAACGUCGGAGACCAAGUCCUUGAUCGGCUCCGCGACCUCGUUCAGGAAAUGAAAGACGAGUUCAAACAGUAUUCCGCCGCCAGUGGACACGACACGGAACAAGUACUCGAUUCCAUGAAAGAUGGACUUCAAGUGCUCAGAACUGAUAUUGAAUCUUACGUCGACAAGGCUGCAGAUGUAACCGGAAAAGAGGAAAUUAUAUCCACCGUCAAAGAAGGUUUCCGACUGUUACAGGCUGACCUUGAGCACUCUAUUAACGAAGCAGCUCUUCGAAGCUCCGGUUCUCGCGGGAACCCCGAUACCCCUGAGCUUCUUGACGCCAUGGAAAAGGAAUUUGAACAUCUUCGCUCAACACUCAGUGGCUUGUUGAUUCGUACUGAGACAUCCGGCGACAAAGCUGAAAUACUCGAUGCAAUCCACGAAAUUGGUACAAGUACGAGCAAUGAAGUGGAUACCAGUCAACUUGUUCAAGCUGUCAGAGAAGAGUUUGAGAAUAUUCGAGAGUCCAUUGGCAUGAGCCUGGUCAAGUCUGAGCCAUCUGAGAAGGACGAGAUUAUAUCAGCUUUGCGUGAAAGUUUUGAGAAUCUACAAGCCGAGACUAUGCAAAAACGAGAUGGUAACGAAAGCACGUUCUCAAAUACUAGCGAGUUGCUUGAAGCCUUUAACGACGGUGUUGACACUAUUAGAGCGGACUUGGAAACUCUCAUUCACAAGUCAGAUGAACAGAGUAACUCCGAGGUACUCGAUGCAUUGAAAGAAGGAUUGGAAUCGAUCAAAUUCGAGAUGGAAGCUUUGAGAACGUCUCAGAAAGAGUUUGAAGAAACAUCGACUACUCGAGGCCAAGAAUUGAUUCUUGCCAACGAAAGCAACAUAAGUAGUGAUAUUGAAAGCCUUAAGGUCUUGAUUACGCAACUACAAAUCAAGGUUGAAUCGAUAGAGGCCAAUCCAGCACCAGCUCCACCACCGGAAGAUGCCUUGAAAAGGGAGCAUCUAGACGAGGUUUUGUCAGCUGUGCGAGACGUUCACGGAUCUGUGGCUGAAGCCAAUACUCGUAAGGAGGAUGCAGAGAUAAUUGAGACUCUUCUACGAGACACUGUCGCCAAAUUCGACGAGUUCAAUAUCCCUUCAACUGAAGAUCUUGCUAAAUCGGAACAAGUUAUGACUCUGGAAGUAGUCGUCUCAGAACUGAAGGAUGCCAUUGCUGAAGUGGCUGCUCGCCUUGAAACGGAGAGCUGCACUAAGGCUGAUUUUGGUACACUUGAAACGCUGCUGAAGGACUUGUGGGUUGCCGUGGAGGAGUCGAAGAGCCAGGCCAAGGAUCUCCCAGAAGGAGAGGAAGCCCCUGAGCCUAUUUUUAAGAGUGAUCUUCAGACCGUGGAAGCUAUGAUCUGUGAAGUCAAGACUAGUAUUGAGGAGUUGAAGCUUCCUGACGUCGAGACGCUACCUGCAAAAUCAGAUAUCGAAGCACUUUCGGAGCUCAUCAAUGCCUUCAAAGAGAAGGUCGAAACGGAGUCAGAUUUGACCGCCCAGGCCUUUGAAGCACGCAAAGUUGAGCACGGAGGCUUGGCUGAAAAGAUUGAAGAGGCCAAGGUUGUUGUUGCCGACCUUCGUGACGAGCUCAAGGGCAAGCUUGAUGGAAGCGAGGAGGGCUUGUUAGAACUAAAAACACUUCUCGAAGGUCUGGCUGUGUCUUCCGAAGCUUUCACAACUGUAGAAAGCGUCAAAGAACUUAGUGAUCUCGUCAACAGAGAGUUUGAACGUGCACGAGGCGAACAGGAAGCGACCAAACUCGAAACAGAAGAACGAGAUGCAGCAAUGAUGGUCAAACAAGACGAGACUCGUGCUGCAAUUGUAGCAGACCUGGAAAAGAAAGUGGAUGAACGUAUUGAUCACAUCUUGUCCAAGUACGACGAAUUGCAAGAAAAUCUCGACAAAAAGUUCUCCGAAACAGAGGAACGAGACUCAUUGAAUGUCGAACACCUGACAAGCACAAAGGGUCUUGCCGAGGAUAUCAAGUUGAUCAUUGGUGCCAUGGGCAACAGCGUUACUGAGUCUUGCGAGCGCAUGGGUGACGACACCAAAACGCUUUUUGGCAAGAUCAGCGAAUCGUAUGACAAGAUGGAAGAGAUGCAUAACGAGAUCAAGGAAUUCAACGAUUUGUCCAAGGUCGAGUUAGAGAAGACCUCAGCCGCCACAGAUCGAGUCGAAAGUCAAAUACUGGAAUAUCAUCCCCAAAUUCUUGGUGCAAUCAAAGAUAUCCUGAUGCUUGUUGGACAACAUUAUGAACAUUCUCAAAAGUCAAAUGAAGAGCUUAGUAGGAAUCUUUCCGCUAUUCCUGCCUCUAUCCCGACGAUGCUCCCUGCUCUACUCCCGCCUCCUCCAGAGCCUCGCGAAAUCAUAGUUCCCGACAAGUAUGAUGAUACCGAACUCCACUCGAAGCUCGAUUUGAUCAUGAACCAUGCCGAAAGCACUAAGAACAUCAUACCGGAAAAGUACGAUGAUUCCGAGCUCCGAUCUAAGCUUGACAUGAUCAUGAGUCAUACGGAGAGUACGAGAAAUAUCAUCCCGGAAAAGUAUGACGAUACUGAAAUCCACUCGAAGCUCGACUUGAUCAUGAACCAUGCCGAGAACACGAGCAAAACAAUGGCAGGCAUGGACAAGCUGGAUCAGAUUCAUGAGAAGGUUAUCGAGACCUCGCGUGAGAUUACUGAGAUGGUCGCAACACAGUCGCGUCUCGUUAUUGAAGACUAUGAGCGUAAGAAACGGGAGGCUGAAGAAGCUGCGUACGCUCUUGAGAGAAGGCUUGCACAGAAAGAGAAAGUAGAAUCCGAAAUUCUCAGCUUGAACGAUGAAAAAGAGUCACUCCUCAAAAUGAUCCAGGCCAUGAAGACUGAGAAAGAGCAGCUCACUAAGCAGAAUACCAAACUCGGGAAAGAACUCCACGGAUUGGAAACUGCUCUCGAUAUCCGACAACACGAGAUGGAGCUUUUUGAAGAACGUGCACAAGGUCUGGAAAAGCGAAUCCUUGCAGGUGUCUUCGAUCAUGCUAGAACCAUGCUUCUGAAGGAAAGCGGACGAGGCAAGAGCCGUAUGAGCCUCCGACGCAUCCCCAGCUAUGGCAGCAACGCCACAAGAACUAGUCGUGCUACUAGUCGUGCAACCAGUACCAAUAGCGCAGCCAAGGAUACUCGCAGCUUGGUCAGCAAUGGCGUGGAGAUGGUUUUGAAACGCCGCCAGCCAGCUAAAACUCCGGCCUAUAAUGGGUCUACCGUGUCGUCCAAUGGCGGCAAGGAGCGUCGUAUUCUCAGUCUCAGCCAUGUAACUGGCAAUCGUGGACCUACUGAUCGUCACGUCACGGCUCCAGUCGGUACUGGUGGGCUGACGAACCUCAAGCGCAGUCACUCGGUCCGAUCCAAUAUACCAUCGCGCAAGACAUCCUGGGGAACAUCAAGAGACUUCGAGGCUAACAAGGAGAACGAGAGCUUCCUCGAAGAAGACGAGCAAUUCAGUGCUGGUCACAGCGAUGCGGGGACUGAGCGGACAGCCGACACGGGUCAUUACUUAGAAAGUGUGAGCCAUGACAGUGAAAGCACCAUCUCAGCCAGCCGUCAGCCUAGUCGUCAAACCAGUCUUCAGUCGAGUCGUCAGCCCAGUUAUGCCAGCACAACGAACGGUCUGGUUGCCGAGCACACUGGAUCCAUUAUUGAAGAGGAUAACGAGGACGAAGACGAGGUUGAGCAUCAUGAUGAGUCAUAUGAGCAAGAGUCCGAGCAAGAAUCCGAGCGCUCUGAUGCAGAAGACCCGGAAGAUCACGAGGAACAACACGACGGAAGUGUUGAUGAUGAAGGCGACUAUCAGACCACUAUUGACGAGCACGAAGAGCACUCUGCGAUCGAAGAGGGUCUUUCCGAACUGGAGGCACCACCCGGAUUCAAAAUCCCUGGUCAGAAUGACAGCGGUUUGGGAAGUGACAUCCAGCGCCCUAUCAAUGUCUAA